Messenger RNA from Emys orbicularis (European pond turtle), 1488 nucleotides. RefSeq names its product cytochrome P450 2A13-like. Gene Ontology annotation, biological process: epoxygenase P450 pathway; xenobiotic metabolic process. Gene Ontology annotation, cellular component: cytoplasm; intracellular membrane-bounded organelle. The coding region runs from base 1 to 1488 and encodes 495 amino acids. Gene Ontology annotation, molecular function: heme binding; iron ion binding; arachidonate epoxygenase activity. The record is from RefSeq and is a predicted model, not a curated record. NCBI's taxonomy places the organism in Eukaryota, Metazoa, Chordata, Testudines, Emydidae. The transcript is spliced from 10 exons.
AUGGAUCUCCUGGGAGCCGUCGCCCUGUUCCUGGUCAUCUGCCUGUCCUGCCUCGUGCUCCUCUCCACCUGGCGGCAAAUGCAGGGCCGGGGGCAAAUGCCCCCGGGGCCCCCCCCGCUGCCCCUCCUCGGGAACCUGCUGCAGGUCGAGCUCCGCGACAUGCGCAAGUCGCUGAUGAAGAUCAGCGAGCGCUACGGCCCCGUCUACACCCUCCACCUGGGCCCCCGGAGGGUGGUGGUGCUGUGCGGCUACCAGGCGGUGAAGGAGGCCCUGGUGGACCAGGCCGAGGACUUCGGCGGGCCUGGAGACGUGCCCAAAACUUGGGGCAGAGCGGAGCAGGGGGCGGGAGUGGCCUUCAGCAACGGGGAGAGGGCGAAGCAGCUGCGCCGGUUCUCCAUCACCACACUGAGGAACUUCGGGGUGGGGAAGCGAAGCAUCGAGGAGCGGAUCCUGGAGGAGGCUCAUUUCCUGCUGGAAGCCUUGCGGGGCACGAAAGGUUUGCCCUUUGACCCCACCUACUUCCUGAGCCGCACGGUGUCCAACAUCAUCAGCUCCGUGGUCUUCGGGGACCGGUUUGACUACGAGGACAAGGAGUUCAUUUCCCUGCUCCACAUGAUCAAUGAGAGCUUCCGCUUCACCGCCACGGCCUGGGGGCAGCUCUACGAGAUGUUCUCGGACACCAUGCGCUACCUGCCCGGCCCCCAGCGCGCAGCGUUCAAGCAGCUGGCGGGGCUGGAGAAGUUCAUCGAGAGGAAGGUGAAGGCGAACCAGGAGACCCUGGACCCCAACUCCCCUCGGGAUUUCAUCGACUGCUUCCUGGUCAAAAUGCAGCAGGAAAAGGAAAAUCCUUCCUCUGAGUUUUUCCUGAAGAACAUUGUUCUGACGGCGCUCUCCGUCUUCUUCGCCGGGACGGAGACCGUCAGCACCACCCUGCGCUACGGCUUCCUGCUGUUGCUGAAAUACCCGGAGAUCGAAGAAAAGAUCCACGAGGAGAUCGACCGGGUGAUCGGGCGGAACCGCACCCCGAGCAUGGAGGACCGGAGCCAGAUGCCCUACACCAACGCCGUCAUCCACGAGUUCCAGAGGUUCUGUGACAUCAUCCCCAUGGGCCUGGCGCGCCGGGUGACCAGGGACACCCAGUUCCGGGGAUACACUAUUCCCAAGGGGACGGAGGUGUACCCGAUGCUGGGAUCCGUGCUGUAUGACCCCACGCAGUUCAGCAGCCCCGACACCUUCGACCCCAGCCAUUUCUUGGAUGGGAACGGCCAGUUUAAGAAGAGCGACGCCUUCGUGCCCUUCUCAAUAGGGAAAAGGUAUUGUUUCGGGGAGAUGCUGGCUACCACGGAGCUCUUCCUCUUCCUCUCCAGCAUCCUGCAGAACUUCCGCUUCCGCUCCCCCGUGGAGCCCAAAGACAUCGACAUCUCCCCGAAGCUGGUCGGGUUCGCCACCCUGCCCCGCAGCUACGAGAUGUGCCUGGUCCCGCGCUAG